UGCUUGAUGUAUUUAUUUGUACAAAUAUGAUAAAAAAUGUAUUAUUUACUAUUAUGUGUUCUAUAGCUAGACUUGAAUUUUAUGGUAUAGCAUUAACAUUCAUGUUGCGGUGAUUUCAUCACUGUUUUGAUGGUUGUCCGUGCUUACAAACAUUUGUCAGAUAAGAUAUUCCUUGCGGCGAAGUGUUGACGCAAAUAAUUUUACUAUUAAAUUAGUUAUUCUCCGUUACAUUAGAAACAAUAUGGGUGAAAGGAUAUCAGAACUUUUCAAUUCGUUUCAGGACUAUGUAAAUAAUGAAGAAAAAUUACGUGAGGAAAUCCGUAUCAUAGUGAGAGAUCUUGAAAAGUCUUCCAGAGACAUUCUGAUGUUAUUACAGAACAUCCAUAAUGAAAAUAACUUGGAAGAGAAUAUAAUUGUAUCUCAAUAUUGCUCAGGAGCCAGAAAAUUAUUCGAAGAUGUGCGUAAACAUUAUGCAAAACUUGCAGAAGUUGUACCGAAAGAUGAAUAUUAUAGAUUUCAUGAUCAGUGGCGUUUUGUGACACAAAGAUUAUGUUUCUUAGCUUCAUUAGUAAUUUAUUUAGAGAUUAAGGUUUUAGUUACAAAAGAAGUUGUUGCAGAGAUGUUGGGAGUUAAAAACAACAAAGAAGAUGGUUUCCACUUAGAUCUGGAAAACUACUUAAUGGGUUUAUUACACUUGGCUGAAGAAUUGAGUCGAUUUGCAGUAAAUAGUGUUACAAAUGGGGAUUAUAAUAGACCUAUAGAAAUUGCACGAUUCAUGAAUGAAUUAAAUGCUGGCUUCAGACUUCUAAAUUUAAAAAAUGAUGCUCUAAGAAAACGUUUUGAUGGCCUAAAGUAUUCUCUUAAAAAAGUGGAGGAAAUAGUUUAUGAUCUCAGUAUUCGUGGUUUAAAGUCCUGUUCAAACCCAGUUAGCCAAGAAACAGAGUAACUAUUUUAUAAGGAUAGUUUAUAACAUUAUUACUACUACUAAUAAUAUAUAUAUACAUAUAGAAAUGUAUAUAAUAAACAACUAAAACAGCCAUUUUUACAUUAAUACUUACGAAGCUUUAUGGAUUGUGAAAAUUAUUUAUUUUAAUAUAAUUAAUAACCUUCA
This is a messenger RNA of Nomia melanderi (Alkali bee), 1111 nucleotides long. RefSeq names its product translin (gene trsn). Gene Ontology annotation, molecular function: sequence-specific DNA binding; RNA binding; single-stranded DNA binding. The record is from RefSeq and is a predicted model, not a curated record. Lineage: Eukaryota; Metazoa; Arthropoda; Insecta; Hymenoptera; Halictidae. Gene Ontology annotation, biological process: RNA metabolic process.